AUGUUACAUGACAACGAAACUGUAUAUAUUGACGAGGUGCAAGGCUCUGACGAAACCGGAACAGGAACUCGGGAUGCUCCUUAUAAAACAGCUGUUCACUCUCUUCAAACGAAAGGUGACAGUAUAAAAAUCCUAGUUCAAAAAACUUCUGAAGAAGGUUACAAAGAUAUAUCAGGUGCCGCCUUAAAAAAAGCCAAGAAACGAGUUGAUGACUUGGCAAAAAAAGCCAAGAAGGAAGAAGAAAAAAGGAAAGCUGAAGUUGAAAAAGCAAAGCUUCAAAAAGAAGAAGAAGAAAGAAAAUUGGAAGAAGCAAAAAGUAUUGUUCUUGAACAAGAUUCUACUCUUCCACAGGCAAUAAAGAUAAAAAUCAUGAAUUCAGUUGCUAAUCGUGGAAAGCGCGUUAAAGUAUCUGGAUGGGUUCAUCGCCUUCGCACACAAGGAAAAGAUAUGAAAUUUAUAGUUUUGAGAGAUGGUUCCGGAUAUCUUCAAUGUAUUCUCACCGGAAAAUUGUGUCAUACAUAUGAUGCAUUGACUUUAUCCCUCGAAUCGACAGUUACUAUUUAUGGCGUGAUAUCCGAAUUACCUGCUGGCAAGACGGCUCCUGAUAACCACGAGCUUCUUGCCGAUUAUUGGGAAGUCAUUCAUAAUGCACCAGGUGGCGAUGAUGCAUUUGCCAACAAGCUUAAUGCUGAAGCCGAUCCAUCAGUAUUAUAUGAACAACGUCAUCUUGUAAUUCGAGGAGAUACUGCAUCUACUGUGUUAAAAGUUCGAUCUGCAAUUAUGAAAGCGUUUCGCGAUCAUUUCGAUUCUAAAGGAUUUACAGAGAUUAACGCUCCUUGCAUGGUUCAGACUCAGGUCGAGGGUGGAAGUACUUUGUUCGAAAUGAACUAUUACGGGGAAAAAGCAUAUCUUACACAAACUUCUCAAUUAUAUCUCGAGACAUGUCUCCCAUCACUUGGAGACGUAUAUUGUAUUUCAGAAUCUUAUCGUGCUGAGAGAUCGCAUACCCGUCGUCAUUUAUCCGAAUAUACCCAUUUAGAAGCCGAAAUGGUUUUUAUUACGUUCGAUGAUCUAUUAAAUGCUUUGGAAGAUCUUAUUUGCGAUACAAUUUCUCGUGUCCUCGCACAUGAACCAACUCGCAAAUUAAUUUACCAACUUCAUCCAGAUUUUGUACCUCCUAAACGUCCUUUCUUACGUAUGGACUAUAAAGAUGCGAUUCAGUAUCUCAAAGAUCACGAUAUUAAAAAAGAAGAUGGAAGUUUUUAUGAAUUUGGUGAAGAUAUUCCAGAAGCUCCUGAGCGAGCUAUGACAGAUCGAAUUAACCAGCCAAUUUUCCUUUGUAGAUUUCCCGCUGAAAUCAAAGCAUUUUACAUGAAAAGAUGUGCUGAUGAUAAGCGGGUUACGGAAAGUGUGGACGUUUUGAUGCCCGGCGUAGGAGAAAUUGUGGGUGGUAGUAUGAGAAUUUCAAAUAUGUCAGAAUUAUUAGAAGGAUAUAAAAGAGAAGGAAUUGAUCCUACACCAUAUUAUUGGUAUACAGAUCAACGAAAAUAUGGAACGACUGAGCAUGGCGGAUUUGGAUUAGGUGUUGAACGGUUUUUAGCUUGGUUAUUACAUCGUGACACAGUAAAAGAAUGUUGUUUAUACCCAAGAUUUAUGGGACGUUGCUUGCCAUGA
This is a messenger RNA of Funneliformis geosporum, 1674 nucleotides long. Lineage: Eukaryota; Fungi; Glomeromycota; Glomeromycetes; Glomerales; Glomeraceae. The record is from the annotation of a GenBank genome assembly.